AUGAAUGAAGGACAGAGAGAAGAUAAGCACACAGUGCACAGGAAGAGUGAAUUGCUGCGCUAACAAAGGUGAAGAUCAUAACAGAGGAAGUUCUGAGCAUUUAGUAUGAGAAUAAAUUAACGCUAUGGUACUUCUUUUAUGAUACACAAAACUUAGUAAACGAGGGAAGAUGUCUAAAAGGCAGAUGCUCAUGCUCGCAGACGUUCAGUCAGUGGAAAACACUUGCAAAACUGACCCGGCUUGUCCAUUUGUCGCUUUUGAGAAGAGCAAGAACACAUUCGGCUUCACGCUAGCAGCCAAUGGAGAGGUGGUCAUCUAUACUUUUAGCAUGGGUGACGAUUAUCCAGAUAAUACAGUUCUGACGUAUUCCCACUGUCCUGAUCAACCUCUACUUAUUCAUGAACGCAUACCAACUUUCUUCAAUACGAUAUCACCGAAAUACUGGAAGAACCCCAAGUGUGUGAAUCCAUUGCCAAGAGUUGGAAUCCAAGAACCAGACGAAACGACCGACUUCUGGCUGAAUGAAGAUAGUCCGUCAAGUGACAUGGAUGUGAAUAUACCUGCAAAUGAAGAUGGUGAUGAUACAAAUGACAGUGACUAUGAUGAUGAUGGUGAAGAUGACAAUGAUGUCGAUGAGGACUACUAUAAUACCGAUGGAGAAGAUAUACCGGAAUAUUUCUCUGAUGAGGAUGAGCAAGUUAAGAUGCAUCCACUUCUAGCUCAUGAUAUAGAGCAAGUCAAACAAUUAGCUGGUAACCAGGCCAUAUCAUACAGAAUGUUUGAUGCGCUUGGUGACAUUGACAUUGACCUUCAACUAGAUGUAUCUUUUCUGCAGGAUUUGAUAGCUAAGGCUUGGUGUCUGAACAGAGAACAGCCUUUAGUUGUACGUCUUCACUGCUCACUCAGUAAAUACCUGGAUGAAAAUAGCCCUCAAGUGUCAGUAUUCCAAAGUUCAAAGAGUAAUCAACCAGGGGUCUGCAGUCAAAUGAAAAAAAUCACAGAGAGCUUCCUCCUUGGCCAUUGGAAAUCUCUGACCAACAAAGCAGUACUUGCCCAUCUGAAGAGCAGAGAGAAAUCACCCAGCAAGACAUGUCAGCGAGACGGUCAUCGUAACCAUAGCAACACAUCAAGGGGUCGUACUCUUACGAUUCCUAUAUCUUUCUCAAGAAGUUCCAGCUCUAUGAGCCAGUCACCAAGUUCUGAGUCUCCCUCACCUGUUUCUCCUGACUCCUCUUCCAAGAAGUUUGGGAAGAAGAUGUUUCCAUGGCAACCAUGGCAACGUUCCUCUUCCACCGGUCAUUCACCUCCAUCUCCUGGCAAGGAAGAGCUGCAUCUUAUUCCAGCAGCAACUCAGGACCAGAAGCAAGCCAAGCAAAUUCCAAGCUUAGAGCAUGGUUUCCUAUGGCAGAUGUAUGGCUAUCUGAAGAACAGGAUACCCAAUCUCAGUGAAUUCUGUGUAGUCUGUGAUGAACCACAUAUAUUUCAAAAUGGUGCAAUGCUCAAGCCUGCUGUGUGUGAGCGAGAGCUGUGUGUAUUCUCAUUCCAAAUGCUGGGGGUAAUGCAGGAUGCAGCAGAGAAUAUAGCGACAGGAGCAGAGGUCGUUGACCUCCUCGUCUCGAUGGUGCUGGCCGCCGUCAAAUCAAGGCGGAGGCAACUUAUACUGGAUCCAUUCCCUAGUGUGGUUGACCCAAAGAGUAGCAAAGAGCUGGCUUUCUCUCCUAAGAAGAAGAAUUUUGAUCGGUUGGAGUCUACGCUAGAUAAGUUUAGUUCCAUGACGGACAUGUUGGCUGCAGGCAGUGUGACAGAUAUGAAGAAACAGAUGGAUAGAAUGGAUUUCAUGGCAUAUCCUCUGUUACAAUGGAUCAUCUCAAGCAACAGAUCACAUAUAGUGAAGCUACCUACUAACAAGCAAAUUCGGUUCAUGCACACACCACACCAGUUCCUCCUUCUCAGCAGUACUCCAUCCAAAGAGAUAGCCUUCAGGAAAGCUAAGCAAGAGCAUGGCAGUAUAUUUGCUUUCCACGGUUCUAACAUUGAGAACUGGCACUCCAUCCUUAGGCAUGGACUCAUCAAUGCAUCAGGCACUAAACAUCAGAUGCAUGGAGCUGCCUAUGGGAAAGGUAUCUAUCUGAGUCCCCAUUCUAGUGUGUCAUUCGGCUACUCAGGCAUGGGACAUGGAAUACAUCAACCAGUCAAGAAACUACCUCCUGUUCAGGAACCAAAGAAGAGUGCUUGCAGAUUUUUACAAAGUAAAAACCUGAGAUGUAUUGCCUUAUGUGAGGUGAUAAGUUCGAAGGAGUUGAAUAGACAUGGCCAUGUAUGGGUUUGCUGUAAUCCAGACCAUGUGUGUACCAGAUUCUUCUUUGUGUAUGAAGAUGGCAAGGUCGGUGAUCAAGGUGUCGACACAACACAAGACAAGUACACCAAGGAUAUCCUAUCUGCUAUGGCUGAUUGGAGGACGCUAUGACAAAGUCUCAUCCGUUACCACCAGUGAUCAAUCACUCGCUUUCCAUAUAGGAGCCCUCGAGGGUCCCUCUAUUGCCUCCGUUGAGUCAGGGUCAAGUUCUGCUUCAAAGUCAUGGGGUAUGACCUUUGUAGAAUUCAUUUUUUUAUAGUAUCAUUUUCCAUACUGAAAGCUAGAGUUCAGUAUAUGAAUCAUUGAGCCCUUUCACCAUACAUGUUUUGUACAUGUAGAUGAUACAUUCAUAUGAUGAUAUCAUUCAGAUGAUAUCAUACAUGUACAUAAUAUUGGAGCACUUUGAGCACCUUGUAUGGUAGAUAUAAACACUAUACAAGUAUCCAAUAUUGUUAUCAUGUUGUUAUCACAUGUAGACAAGGAGUAUAGUCUUAGUCACUUCACUUUUAAAUAACUUAAACUUAAAGAGAUAGUCCACUGUUGAUUGUCAAAAUUAUGCAGCAUUGAACCAAUGCUCCCAAGAUCAAAUUUUGAAUCGGUUCGUAAUUUGUAAAUUAUAAAUCGUUGCUACCAUAUAAAAAACAGGCAACCCCAUUAAAUAUUCGAGCUACAGUUUUUAUGCUUGAAAAGAUAACAUUACUUCUUUCAUUAUAAUUGAACUAAAUUAAUCACUAUUUUUUUCAAUAAGGCGGUGUUUGGUCAAGCUUCAAGAGGCGAAAGCAGAUGUACAAUGCAUUUCAUCCUUUAAACAAUAAAAUUGAAAAUUGAUGUAAAUAAUGUAUGAAAAGAACCUUACAUAUUAUAUCAUGCUGCCAAUUUCAAGAGUAAGUUUUAUUAAUAAUUAAGCAGAUAAAAGAUUAUUGCAUUGACAAAUCUGCAAGAAUUUAUUGUGAUGUAUUCAACAUGAAAAAUAAAAACAAAGAAAAUUCAAGACAAGGUGGACUAUCAUGUUAAGAUUUAAAAAGGCUUAUGUCAUGUUUUAUAUUUCUGUUUUGAUAUUUUUAUUUCCUUUUUUCUUCUUGAUAAGCAGAAUCAAGUCAAUGCACAUGGCCAUUGCAUUGAUCACGACAGUACAAUUGUGCACUGUGAAUCAGUAUUAUCAGGUAUAUGUCAAUGUUGGUUGUAUUGUAUCCUGUCCAUGCAGAAAUAAUUAUGUACUUUUUGAAAAAUUAGUGAUAAAGAGUGGAUGAAAUCCUUGCGUAGCAAUGCAAUGUUUUCAAAUAUGUAUUUAGAUCGAGUGCAUUUUAUCUGUGCAUUAUGGUCUGUUUCCUUCAAUACCAGUCAUUCAUUAGCUUUCCUCGCUAUGCACGGUCCACAUUAACUUAUUAAGUAAAAAUUGCACUUACCUGUCAUGAAGUUGGGGUUCAGAAGACCUAUAAAAACUUAUCAAUACUGCAAUCGUGUACUUUAUUUUUUGUUUAGUACUGAGUGACCAUGAUCUUAGCCAUGUAUGGUUGCAUAAAAAUAUAUUUGCUAUUUAUCAUGCGAUUUCCCUCUCAUGCAUAAUGCAUGAUAUGAUGAGAGAAUUCUCUUGUACACACAAUAUGUAGUUUAUAAAACAAAUAUUGACUGCUGAUUUUUCAUGUCACAGUUAAAAGUGUGUGUAUACCGGUACAUCUUGCGGUGAUCUUGAGACAGCGCUAUGGCCCUCAAUUUUUUUCUUGGGACAUAGUUUCAGAUCACCUUGGGCAAAAAUGUUAACCAUGCCCCUCAAAGCAGUCAAUAUUUGUAUAAUAUUGGAUUAGAUUUAAUCUAAAGGAUCCUGUAUAGUAAUGUGUGAAUUAAGGGUUAUUUGUGCCAACUGUUGUGAUACUGAAAUUAAUAUUCCCAAUUGACAGAGUGCAGUUCAAAUGAAAUAUGACAAUAUUUUUAAAAAAUCAUUAAGAACAAAAUAAACUUUUUAUUUUGCUCUGCGUGAUGCUAGUUUUCCACAAAAAUAGAUAUAUUUUGUAGAGUGAUCACAGUGAAGCUUUUGUGUGUAUGUUAGCUCAUUUUUGUACAAACCAAUACUUUUUUCUUUAAUUUAUUACUAAAGAGCUGAAUAAACCUAUUUUUUCUAUUAAUCAUAGAAUCAGUUUCUAAUUGCUUGAUAUAUGGGAUCAGCUAUAAUUUUUUCCUUUCUGAAAUUUAAUGUUUUAUGUAUAAAGAUACAUGUACAUUAACGUAUCACUUGCAUCAAAAUAAAAACAUUUAAAGUUAAAAAUUUCUCACAAAAGAUCUGAUUUUAGGCACAUGUACAUGUAAUUAUGACAUCCUUUGAUGUGUUUGUGAGAAAAGAGUUCAAUGUAUCUAUUAAUCUACAAAAAUAUAUUGAUCUUUGAAUCUUAUGAAUGAUUUUUCUUCCCCCAUAUGAGUGAUACAAAAUUCCAGGAAAUUUUCAAAUGAUCAUUAUUUUAAACUGUACCUUUGAUAAGCUACUAUUCUCUUGGGGAAAAUACUUGAAAAUAAUCUAUACAAUGGUUUUCUCGGAGAACAUGCUCUUUACAUUUUCUUUGCUGAAAUUAAACUCACUGGUCGUUGCUUGCAAACCCCAAA
Molecule: messenger RNA, 4951 nt
Organism: Strongylocentrotus purpuratus (purple sea urchin)
Lineage: Eukaryota; Metazoa; Echinodermata; Echinoidea; Camarodonta; Strongylocentrotidae
Gene: parp6
Product: protein mono-ADP-ribosyltransferase PARP6
Exons: 22
Coding region: 170-2467 (765 amino acids)
Biological process (GO): endoplasmic reticulum unfolded protein response
Cellular component (GO): intracellular anatomical structure; nuclear envelope; membrane
Molecular function (GO): protein serine/threonine kinase activator activity; NAD+ poly-ADP-ribosyltransferase activity; kinase binding
Source: RefSeq, a predicted model, not a curated record